Penicillium coprophilum is the source of this 744-nucleotide messenger RNA. Its product is annotated as Serine hydrolase FSH. The record is from RefSeq and is a predicted model, not a curated record. Bases 1 to 744 code for a protein of 247 amino acids. The transcript is spliced from 5 exons. NCBI's taxonomy places the organism in Eukaryota, Fungi, Ascomycota, Eurotiomycetes, Eurotiales, Aspergillaceae. Gene Ontology annotation, cellular component: nucleus; cytoplasm.
AUGAGGUUCUUGUGUCUUCACGGCGCCAUUGGGAAUAUCGAUAAUAUUAAUAUCCAGCUUGGCCCGCUGGUGAAGCAUAUGGCUAUGGAGGGUUUCGCUUCAUUCCACUCUAUCAACGGCCCUGUUCCUGUGUCCCCGCCAGCAGGGUUCGCGGAGUAUUUCGGAGUAGGGCCGCAUUACCGGUGGUUGGACGAUGGAGGAGCAGCAGAGGACUCCAUGAUCACCCGUGUUCGAAAAUCCCCACAUGGUUUGUGUCCGGAAGACAUGAUGAGAACAUUGGGCAAGAAUUGGGAUGGCCAUUGGAAUAAUCACCAGGAAGUCAUGGAAUACCUCUAUGACACGCUGGAGCAGAAUCCCGAUAUCGAAGGCAUAGUCGGAUAUAGUGAGGGUGCUACGAUGGCUGGAAGUCUAAUUUUGGAUGAGGAUCGAAAGGCCCAGGAGACCGGUCGUCCUCGUCGCAUAAAAUGCGCAGUUUUUUUCACUGGCUGGCCCCCUCUUUCCCCUGAGGAAGACGUGGUCCUGGCAGAUGAGAGCGAUUAUAUGCUAGACAUUCCGACGCUUCAUGUGGUUGGUGCAGACGACCCCUACCGGUACGGGGCACUGGCGUUGUUCAACAUUUGUGACCCUGAUACGGCAGCCAUGUUCGACACCGGACGAGGCCACACCAUCCCUCGGUCCGGCCCGGUCAUCGCCGAAUUGGGAAAUGCCGUACGAGACUUGAUUGCCAGGGCAUAUCAAGCGUAA